AUGUCUUUUGAAUCGUUAGCAAACGAAUUAUUUCUCGAAGUAUUUAAAUAUCUUUCAACAUCACAUAUUUAUCAUGCAUUUCAUGGUCUGAAUGUUCGUCUCGAUGAACUUAUUCUUGAAUAUUUUCGAAAUUCUCAUCUCGAUUUUCGAUCGAUAUCGAAGCUUGAUUUCGAUAUUAUUGUUCAAGAAUAUUUACCAGGUAUGCUGGAUCGAAUAACUUCACUUUGCCUGUCCGAUGAUGAUGAUACACCGGGACAAAUCGAUGAUUUUUUUUCACAUGGUUUAGAACUUCGUCAAUUAGUAAAUUUACAUUCUCUUCUUCUGAGUAAUAUUCGAUCGGAGAGUAUCAUGGAUAAAAUCAUCUUAGAUUUACCAUAUUUAUCGAAUUUGACUCAUUUAACUUUCGAACAAUGUUAUUUUCCAUCGCAAAAUACUUUAGAGAAAACCUUCACUUAUGGAAAUUCGAUUUGGAGUUUACCACAACUUAUUUAUCUUUGUUUUAAAGUGAAUUAUAAAUAUCGACAAUCACAUCAUAUUGUUGAUAAAUAUCGUCGAGAUAAUGGUAUUUGUAUUCGUGCAUCAGUGACUUCUUCUACAUUGGAAUGUUUGUCAAUAAUUGGUGUGGCAUACUGCUCUAUAGAUUUGACGGAGUUACACAAGCAUACACCACAUCUUCGACGUCUUUCAAUUGAUGAAUUUACAGUUACACAGAUCCCUUCCUAUGCCAUCAUGCCGCAACUAACCACAUUGAUAAUAUCAUUCUGUUUAAAUUAUACAUGGCAUCGUCCUUUCCUGGAGAUGUUAAAAAAUUUACCUACUUUAAUUUAUUUGAAAUUAGAUUACGACUAUGAAUAUCCAUCUAUGGGUGGGGAAGAUUGGAAACAACUUAUUCGUAAUCAUUUACCACAACUUCAACGAUUAGAAUUUCGAAUGUUGAGAUGUAUGUCUGAAUACUCAUCAGAAGAGGAACAAAUUGAUAGCAUAUUAAACUCGUAUCGAAGUGAUUUUUGGCUUGUUGAACAUUCUUGGUUUGUUCAAUUCGAUUGGAUUCCAGGCAAAUAUUACGGAUAUUUGUAUACUCUACCGUAUGCUUUCGAUAAAUUCCAAAUAUUGGCAGCGAUUCGUUCAAAAUCAACCUCUUCAUUGGAUCUCAAUGAACAUUCAUAUCGUUAUGUAAAGAGUCUAAUGUAUAAGCCUCGUGUGGACGGUUUGCCAUCCGUGUCGUAUAUUCAAUUUUUCCAUAUUGAACAUCUAUCAAUUGAUUUACCAGUUAGUGCUUAUUUUCAUUGUUUGGUUCCAAGACUCGAUCAUCUGAUUUCAAUCGAUGUACUUUCUGAUAAUUAUGAUGAUCAUUGUCAAGAACAAUUACAAGAUUUACUCGAUCGAGCACCACGUUUAACUUCAAUACGUAUUAGUUGGAAAACGUUGACCAGUUCUCUCCAACAGCUGUUCGAAAGUCAACAUUUAUCUGUCUAUCAAUUAGAGCUACUCAACUAUGGAGGAACUUUCGAUCGAGAACAAUGCAUAAUGCUCAGAAACAUUAUACCAGCUAUUCAAUGUCGAGUACUCAAUCUUGUUCUAGCAGAUCGAACAUGUAUGCUUGAUCUGAUCAAUACAAUGCCUCAUCUGCAAGCACUCAAUGUUCAAUGUCGAAUUGGUAAGCGGCAUCCAUCAUCAAAAUCAACAGAGAAAAACUCUGCAUGGUUACAAGAACAAUUAUCAUCGACAGGUAUUCAUGCAAUAAUUACUCAACAAAAUCAUUUUAUUCGAUUGUGGAUUCGUUAA
Rotaria sp. Silwood1 is the source of this 1785-nucleotide messenger RNA. The record is from the annotation of a GenBank genome assembly. NCBI's taxonomy places the organism in Eukaryota, Metazoa, Rotifera, Eurotatoria, Philodinida, Philodinidae.